CAAAUUACACAACACAGCUAGAGUCCCGGUGCUGAAAAGCGUUUCUGUUGCUCCUAUUCCCUCUUCGAACAAAAACUCGUCUCUGCGAUUCCGUAAAAGCAAAAACCAAGAGAAACUCGGUCGGAAUUGCAAAAGCUCUUUUUCCAAAAGCACCGCGCGACUCGUAUUGCGAAAGAAAUGGCACCCUUGAAAUCUCUGGAGGCAGAGCACCCAGUAAUCGACUCAAAUUUCCAGACCUUUUGCGCCUCCCAUGGCAUCUUCUCAGUGGAAGAUUUCCUCAUUCACGACCUCGAUGAAUUGGCUGGUUCUGCUCAGCAACAUCCCACAUCUGAAAAGCUAAAGCAGGGAAUUACUGAGGUCCACUCUGUCAUUGAUUCUCAGCACCAGCCAUGGUUGAAUGGUUUGGAGCUUUUAGAUGAUGCUUUGCAUUUCAAACGUGUAUUAUCAACUGGGUGUGAAGGGAUUGAUUUGUUACUCAGAGGCGGAUUGCGUGAGGGGCAGGUAACUGAACUUGUCGGUCCAUCUUCCUCUGGUAAAACCCAAGUUUGCCUACUAUCUGCUGCAAAUGUUGCAACGAAGCACAUGGGUACUGUUGUCUAUCUGGACACAGGAAACUCAUUCUCACCUGAACGAAUUGUGCAUUUUGUUGGUGAUAUCUCUGACCAUGCCUUUGAUCAGGCUGGACAAAGAGUUUUUCAGAAAGUAAUGAACAACAUUUUAUGCCAUCCUGUGUUUGACAUUUUUACAAUGUUCAAUCUCUUACACCGGCUAGAGUUCAGUUUGCCAUCUCAGAUGCGGAAGGGAGAGCAGGUGCGGUUGCUUAUUGUUGAUUCGAUCUCUUCACUAAUCACCCCGAUUCUUGGGAACAGUGGUUCACAGGGACGUGCUUUGAUGAUAUCUGCUGGAUAUCUGUUAAAGAAGUUAGCACACGAGCAUAAUCUUGCAGUACUGGUGACCAAUCACACGGUGGGUGGGGAGAAAGGUAUUCCAAAACCAGCUCUUGGACAGACCUGGAAGAGCAUUCCACACGUGAGGCUUCUUCUUUCCGGUGAUCAGGGAAAUAGUACCCGGACUAUUUCUGUGCUAAGACACCCAUCUAUGAUAGUUCCCUCUUUUUCAGUUUCCGUUCAGAGCUGAAGCAUGCUCCUACCACAGUUAACAUUACUUCCAAUGUAGUUUCAUAACUUCUUAUUGCUCCUUUUUCUUUCUCAGGCUUCUGGCAAGUCUACAAGGUUUACAAUAUAGGAGUGCACGGUAGAUUUAACUUAUACUUGCCACUCCUACACGAAAAGGUAGGAAGAGUGGAUCAUGUAGAUAACUGAAGCUGCUCUAUACGACGAUACUGUUAACAAAUUUAAGGAAGAGUGCUCUCUUUAUAAGUUCGAGAUUCUGAGAUUGGGGAUAGAUUAGUUCAGAUUGCAAUUUUUUACUGACUACAGGGAAAUAGAUAUAACAUUAUUAUCUUUUGUGUGUACUUUGGUAGUUUAUGGUGUUUGUGAAGUUAGGGAACUAGUCACCAACAUUUUGUUUGAAUGAGAAAAUUAAAUUAUGUA
This is a messenger RNA of Pyrus x bretschneideri (Chinese white pear), 1553 nucleotides long. Its product is annotated as DNA repair protein RAD51 homolog 4. Bases 178 to 1137 code for a protein of 319 amino acids. Gene Ontology annotation, biological process: DNA strand invasion; double-strand break repair via homologous recombination; telomere maintenance. The record is from RefSeq and is a predicted model, not a curated record. Lineage: Eukaryota; Viridiplantae; Streptophyta; Magnoliopsida; Rosales; Rosaceae. Gene Ontology annotation, molecular function: single-stranded DNA binding; four-way junction DNA binding; ATP-dependent DNA damage sensor activity. The transcript has 10 exons. Gene Ontology annotation, cellular component: centrosome; Rad51B-Rad51C-Rad51D-XRCC2 complex; replication fork.